This is a messenger RNA of Manihot esculenta (cassava), 1610 nucleotides long. Its product is annotated as E3 ubiquitin-protein ligase PUB23. Gene Ontology annotation, molecular function: ubiquitin protein ligase activity. Lineage: Eukaryota; Viridiplantae; Streptophyta; Magnoliopsida; Malpighiales; Euphorbiaceae. The transcript has a single exon. The coding region runs from base 200 to 1444 and encodes 414 amino acids. The record is from RefSeq and is a predicted model, not a curated record. Gene Ontology annotation, biological process: protein ubiquitination.
CUUCCCUUCCAUUCUCCAAACUUCAAACUACUUCUCAACAGCUACUACCAGAAAUUCUCCUAACUUCAUCUCUCCAUUCAAAUUUUCAGAUUCCAACCUUAAUUCUUUUCUGGGUUUCUCUUCAAAUUUCCAUCUGCUUCUUUUUGGGCCUUGAGUUCUUGAUCUUUUCAUCAGCAGCAGUAACAGCAGCUUGUGAUUAAUGGAAGAGAUUGAUGUCCCUCCAUUUUUCCUCUGCCCUAUUUCUCUUCAAAUCAUGAAGGACCCAGUUACUGUACCAACUGGGAUAACUUACGAUCGCGAGAGCAUAGAAAAAUGGCUAUUCUCCGGCAAGAACGAGACAUGUCCGGUUACCAAACAAGUCAUCUCAGAUUGUGACCUAACACCAAAUCUAACUCUUAUGAGAUUGAUACAAUCUUGGUGUACUCUUAAUGCUUCUCAUGGAAUUGAACGAAUCCCAACUCCUAAACCUCCAAUCAGCAAAGCACAGGUAGCUAAGCUUAUUAAAGAUGCCACCACAUCAUCCCCGCAGAAGAUCGCUUGUGUAAGGAAGCUACGAUCAAUUGCUAACAUGAGUGAUACAAACAGGAGAACAAUGGAGGCUGCUGGUGCUGUAGAGUUCUUGGCUUCAAUUGUUAAUGACUUCAGCUCAUCAUCUUUUGAAAAAUCAACUUCAGAUGGAGAUGGAUUCGAGGUCACAACUCCAAGUGAUGAAGCCUUGAGCUUUCUCCACAGUCUUCAAUUAUCCGAAUCUGGGCUCAGGAUUCUUACGGGUAAAAAUGGGGAGAUGAUUCAGUCCUUAACCAACGUCUUGCAAAAUGGAAACUACGAGUCUCGAGCUUAUGCAGUGUUGUUGUUGAAAUCAAUCUUUGAGGUUGCUGAUCCAAUGCAAAUGAUCAACUUGAAACCUCAACUCUUCACUGAGAUAGUCCAAGUUUUACGUGAUCAAAUCUCUCAUCAAGCCUCUAAAGCUGCAUUGAAACUGCUUGUAAGUCUUUGUCCAUGGGGAAGGAACAGAAUCAGAGCAGUUGAAGCUCAUGCAGUGUCUGUUCUGAUCGAUCUUCUUCUUGAUUCCAAGGAGAAAAGGGCUUGUGAGAUGGCGCUGACUGUACUUGAUUUGCUAUGCAAAUGCGCAGAAGGCAGAGCUGAAUUGUUAAGCCACGGUGCUGGGGUAGCAGUGGUUUCAAAGAAGAUCCUUAGAGUUUCUCAAGCAGCAAGUGAAAAAGCAGUUAGGAUUCUCUUAUCUGUUUCAAAAUUCUCAGCAACUUCAAGUGUUGUCCAAGAGAUGUUGCAGAUCGGCGUUGUCGCCAAACUGUGUUUAGUUCUUCAAAUGGAUUGUGGAAGCAAGACAAAAGAAAAAGCUAGAGAGGUGCUUAAAUUGCAUGCUAGAGCUUGGAAAAAUUCUCCAUGCAUACCUGCAAAUCUGCUCUCUUUUUAUCCAGACUGAGACAAAGAGAGACUAAUUAAUCAUGGAUUCCUUUUUCAUUGUAAUUGAGAUUAAUUAGUGCCUACUGUACAUUAUUAGAAAGAAAAAACAAAAUACAAAGUGGUAUCCAGUAGUAAUGAAAUCAGAUUUUGUUCUAUUUUGAGGAAAUUAAUGAUCAUUAAUUUUA